Thamnophis sirtalis is the source of this 1638-nucleotide messenger RNA. RefSeq names its product prostaglandin E receptor 1 (gene PTGER1). Gene Ontology annotation, molecular function: prostaglandin E receptor activity; thromboxane receptor activity. The record is from RefSeq and is a predicted model, not a curated record. NCBI's taxonomy places the organism in Eukaryota, Metazoa, Chordata, Lepidosauria, Squamata, Natricidae. Gene Ontology annotation, biological process: positive regulation of cytosolic calcium ion concentration; adenylate cyclase-activating G protein-coupled receptor signaling pathway; inflammatory response. Gene Ontology annotation, cellular component: plasma membrane.
GAACCGGGACUUGGAGGAAAGGAAGGGAGCGGCGGCCCCAGAUGCCUGAGCCUGGAAGCAGCUGUUGACAGGAUGUUUGCUAUGCACCCUCCCAAUGCUUCUCAAGCACCUGCCAUUCACCCAGUGAACAAUUCCUCCUUAGCUCAUACAGAGCUGGUGAAGGCUUCGAGUGCUUCUUCUCCUGCUGCCCCCAUCUUCUCCAUGACCUUGGGGGCAAUCUCUAAUAUCGUAGCCUUGGUAAUCCUAGUGCAGUCCUAUGCCCGCUUCCGUCGUCGUUCCAAGGCCACAUUCCUGCUUUUUGCCAGCAGCUUGGUUAUCACAGACCUAGCAGGCCAUGUCAUCCCAGGGUCCUUUGUGUUGCAACUGUAUGCCACACGGCGAAAUUGGACAUCAAUGGAUCCCUCUGAAGCUCUCUGCAAGUUCUUUGGUGCUUCCAUGGUAUUCUUUGGACUAUGCCCUCUCUUUCUGGGCUUCAUCAUGGCCGUGGAGCGCUGCAUUGGCAUCACUCGUCCUCUGCUUCAUGCUGCAGUGGUCACGCCAGGCCGAACGAAGCUCUCCUUGGUAGGACUGUGGACCAUUGCUCUUGCCAUUGCCCUGUUGCCUCUCUGCAGUUUUGGGAAAUACGCUGUGCAGGCCCAAAGCACUUGGUGUUUUAUCAAGGUGCAAAAGACAGAAGAAUGGACCGAGGUAGCUUUUGCCCUGCUCUUCUCCCUUUUGGGAUUGGCCUCUCUGGUGGCCUCUCUCAUCUGCAACACAUUCAGUGGACUCAUUCUGGUGCGAGCUCGUCUCCGUAGUCAGCGCAAAUGUGGUCGGCGGAGAGCCAAAGCUCAUGACAUUGAAAUGGUUGUACAGCUUGUGGGCAUCAUGGUGGUCUCCUGUAUUUGUUGGAGUCCAUUAUUGGUCAUAGUCAUCUUAUCAGCAAGCAACUCUCAUAAAGCUUUGAAUUAUGAUCGGCUGCUGUUCCUUGGUGUGCGCAUGGCUGCCUGGAACCAGAUCCUGGACCCAUGGGUAUAUAUAUUGCUGCGACGCGCAGUGCUGCGUAAGCUCCUGGCUCUAUUUCUAAGGCGCCCCGACCUCAAAACAAUACAUUUUGACCGCUGGGAGGCCAGCUCCUUCCAGAGCUCCGAGCGCAGUGUUGCUGCUGGUCGCAUCUAGCAUUGGGUGCAGCAAACAAGAAUUGAUCGACUUGAAAGCACUUUGAACCUUCCUGGAAUUCAGAAUCUAGCAAUCUUGGUGGCGGCAGCUGGUAUAGGGAAUGCCACAGAUAAAUUGGUUUCGAAUCAUGGCAGCAAAUAAGAAGCUCAGUAUUUUGAAACAGCCUCUUGCCCGUUUCUGACUUUCAUAUGAGAGGGAGAGCAAGAGAUGCAUGACCUUCUUGGAAGAUAUAAUGAUGACAGUUUUUGGGGGUUAGUCAAGGGCAUCCACAGAAAGGGUGAGGGAGAAUAAAUAUAUCACAAUGCAAAUGAAAAAUCACGAUGCUCGUGAAUUAAUUUUGAUAUCAUGGUGGUUUCUAUUGAACACCUAUGGAUGAGACCUUUGCUCAAUGGUAAAGAAUACACUAUACAUUCCUGAUACUUCCUGUAAAGCGGAAGUGAGAACUAUGUCUGCUCUCAGAUAGUCAUCCGUAUCAAAAGAAGA